AAGUAACUCCCGCCGUUCUCAGUCGCUGUACAGAAAUUACGGUCGUUAGCUAGUCCAAAGUUCACCGGGUUCCCUUUUCGGGGAAGCACGUCAUCAGAUUGUUGCGUCUCAUCUAUUUUAUGGCCGUGCCGUUCACGCCGAGAUGCAACGCGAGCGUUUUGUCGUGAAGUACGUUACGGCGAACAAUUGCUUCGCACAUCUGUCGGCUACCUGGCUGCGGCGUUUGGAAACUGAGGAGAAUGCGAUCGAAAUAUCGCACAACGGAAGGAAGUACUAUCUUACUUGCGUCACUCGCGCUAACAAUGAUGAUACAUUAUGUAUCGGGGCAACAUUCGCGAGAAGCUUGAACAUCCAAGAGGAGGACGAAGUGUUUGUGUCAUCUGUGAAAAACGUUUCCUCAUUAAGCAGCGUUAAGAUUGCUCCUCGCACGGCGAACGAUCGCGAGCUUCUGGAAUUGCAAAUGGAGAGGGUGCAAUCGAGUCUCCUGAGUCAAGUCAGAAUUGUCGCGAAAGGACAGCCGAUCGUGGCGUGGAUCUCCAAGUUUUCCUCCGUGACUUUCAUCGCAGAGGAUUCAGAGCCGAAGUUUGCGUAUGGGCUGCUCGAGGAAUUCACGGAGGUGCACGUGCUUGAUGCAAUCGCGAAUACAACGAUAAAAGAUGCAGUCGUUAAGGAGGAAGCUACGAAGACAGGCAAUCCUCUGGCCAAGAUCUUGCCUUAUUUUGCCAAAGGAAAAGAUCAUCGCGAUUCGAGGGACAACACCGCGAAUUAUGCGUUACUGCAGAGCUUUCGUAAUAGAAACGCGCCUCCGCGCGUCUUCCGCGUGUAUCCCCUGCCGGAUUUCCAGUCCUUCGAUCAAUGGAAUGCCCACGACAUGAUUCUGCGAUGUCCCUGCAACAUCCUGAUUCCGAGGAGCUAUUUGCCGAAAGGCGCAAGACCGAGCGGAACGAUGAUGUGUAGAGUUAGAAAGGUGCCGGAAAAUCGGCAGCACGUCAACGUCACCAGCACGAACUUCCUGAAGGACGAUGAUUCUUCUGUCAAGCCUCCACGAGAACUUGUCGCGAAAAUUUACGUUCUCGAAGAUACUUUGAACAAGUGUUCCGCGUCAUUAGACAGAGAGUAUUUCGAUCUGAAUUCAAUCCACUCUUGCGCGUACGUGUCGGCGAGUUUGAGGAUCACUUUGGGACUGAAAGCUGGUAGCAGAGUAAUCGUGCGGAUGAUCGAGGAGGACGAGCGACCGAGGCCGUCGUCGGUGAACGUUUUUUCAUCCGAGGGAUCGGUAACGCCGGAAAUUUUCGAAAAUUACGUGAAACUCCAUUCGAGGCACGAGCCGCUGUUGCUCAAUUCGGGCGCGACGAUUUUACUUGACGGCGGCGAACGGUGUGUUAUACGAAUGUCACCCGCGGAUUGCGAUUACGCGAUGAUAGACGGGAAGGAUGCGGAAGACUUGGUCGUCUCUGUUUCGUCGUCGGAUCCGAGCGACGGAAAAAUUCCUCGGAUUUGUUCCGAGGAAAAUUUAAGGAUGGAGAAAAUUUCCACGAGAUGUAUAGAGGGUAUCCUUAAAGAUUGCGAGAUCACGCUCGAUCUCGGCUUAGGUCUGCGAAGAGCGGUGGACUUCCGGUAUGAUCGGGAAAACAUUCUGAUCUGCGGCGACGUGGGUUCCGGCAAAACGACCUUCUGCAAAAUGCUAAUCGAGCGUUAUCGCGACGCACCGUGUUUCGUACACACGCAUGUGAUCGAUUGCAGGUCGCUGAAAGGCAAAAAGGUAGAAACGCUGCAGAAGAUUAUUACGUCCGUCACGAACGAAUGCGUGUAUUAUCAACCGUCCAUAUUGUUCCUGGACGAUUUGGAGAGCAUUACCAAUGCGUCAUUAAAUGAUGAGGAAAAUACGAUAGACGCGACCAACGCUUCCAGAAUUACCGAUAUGCUGAUCAAUACCGUCACGCAUUACCAAGAAUCUCAUUAUAUCUCGAUCAUUGCCACUUGUAUCAACGUGAGUAAAAUCGGUUCGGGAUUACGACCGGCCAGAGGAGCGCAGUUCUUUAGGACAGUCUUACAAAUUCCGAAUCUCGAGAAGGUGGAUAGAAUCGAUAUUUUGCGAUUAACGCUCGAGGACAAGUUAUGCGUGCCCGGAGACAUGAAUUGGAAUUACUAUGGAAACAAGACCGAGGGCUGGAUGCCUCAGGAUCUCGUCGACCUGGCGGAGAAGGCACGGUUCGUCGCGUGGAAGCGCCACGCGGCAGAAAGAUUGAAGGUGCCGAUUAUCAUAACGGAGGAGGACGUUAAUACCGCACUGGAGGGUUGCACGCCGAUGUCUCUGCAGGGUGUGCAAUUGUACAAGAGCGGCGGUCAUUCUUGGUCCGACAUCGGCGGACUAGUGGAGACAAAGAGUUCCCUUACGGAAAUUCUGCAGUGGCCGCUCAAGUAUCCGGAGAUCUUCAAGAAAGCUCCGAUAAAGCUCCAGAGCGGUGUUCUGUUAUAUGGGAUGCCCGGCACCGGAAAAACGAUGCUGGCCAAAGCGAUCGCCGGCGAGUGCGGCGUGAAUCUGAUCAGCAUCAAGGGUCCAGAACUGCUGUCGAAGUAUAUAGGCGUCAGUGAGGAGUCCGUGAGAAAUGUAUUCGAAAGAGCCCGUCGCGCCAAGCCGUGCGUUUUAUUCUUUGAUGAAUUCGACAGUCUUGCACCUAGACGCGGACACGACAGCACCGGAGUCACCGAUCGGGUGGUGAACCAGCUGUUGACGCAGCUUGACGGGGUCGAAGAUCGCGAGGGGGUGGCGGUCGUGGCAGCGUCUUCAAGGCCCGACUUGUUGGACCCGGCUCUUCUGAGACCGGGACGCCUCGACAAGUGCUUGCACUGCCCUUUACCGAACGAGUCGGGAAGGGAGGCAAUCUUCGCGGUUCUGUGCGGUUCCCAAAAUGUAGACACAACCGAGCUGGAUCUGAAGGUACUAGCCCAGCUCGCUGACGGAUUUACCGGGGCUGAUAUCAACGCGGCGAUUACUUUGGCGAGGCUGGCGGCGUUCGAGGACGCCUUGGCGACUGCGACGGACGGCAAAGUCAAUGCGACCGCCAUCAAAGUUACGCAAACACACCUCGAGGAGUCUGUCAGAUCGACGAGGCCAUCCUUGUCCAUCGCGGAAAAAUUGAAAUACACCAAGAUUUACGCCCGGUUUUCCAAGGGGGACAACUUCGCGGAGGACGUGCUGAAGAAUCAGAAGGCGACACUAGCUUAAUUAUUUUCUUAAAUUAGACCAAAGUUUCUCAAGAAGAAAAAAAAAAUACUUUUAUACUGAAACACAACAAUAUAAUACGAUAAUAA
Messenger RNA from Temnothorax curvispinosus, 3315 nucleotides. RefSeq names its product peroxisome biogenesis factor 1 (gene Pex1). The record is from RefSeq and is a predicted model, not a curated record. Gene Ontology annotation, cellular component: peroxisome; cytosol; peroxisomal membrane. Gene Ontology annotation, molecular function: ATP hydrolysis activity; ATP binding. NCBI's taxonomy places the organism in Eukaryota, Metazoa, Arthropoda, Insecta, Hymenoptera, Formicidae. The transcript has 16 exons. Gene Ontology annotation, biological process: protein import into peroxisome matrix. Bases 143 to 3229 code for a protein of 1028 amino acids.